AGCGUGUUUUGGUGUCAAGCGGCGCUGCUAGGCUAGCCGGGCCAGCUAGCAAUUCUGCAAGUCAUGGUGGGCCAUUCAGCGGGGAAAGGCUGGAGGAUGCUUUAUCGAGCUGUACUGUGGAACUGUUAAAGAAACGGGACUUAAUGCAUUUCUUACGUGCUAGUGGUCUUAAGGGCUCGACGAUACAGUUGCAAAAUCGCAGCGCGAAUGAGAAGAUGAGAACCUUAUGAAGAACAAAGAUCUGAGCACAAACUGGACUCUCUCGGACUGGAAACGCCAUCCCGGAUGUCAUAUGCCUUCUAAACAAACAGAAUCCUGCUGAAGACCCUUUCCCCCCCCUCACUUAUCUUAACACCACUUUAUUUUUUAUGUUUAUGUGUCUAUAUCCGUCUCCUUGGGCAACUAAAAGAAGUUCUGUUCCACGGUAGUGAGCCCCGUUUUUGUUUUUAUUUUUUACUUUUUGUUCCUUUGUAAAGAAAUGCUUUACCUGAAAAAGUACUUCACAGAGGGCCUGAUUCAGUUCACCAUCCUUCUGAGUCUCAUUGGGGUGCGGGUGGACGUUGACACCUAUCUAAACAAUCAGCUGCCCCCACUGAGAGAGAUCAUCCUGGGGCCUAGCUCAGCCUACACCCAGACACAGUUUCACAACCUGCGCAACACGCUGGACGGCUAUGGCAUCCAUCCAAAGAGUGUGGACCUGGACCAUUUCUUCACCACUCGGCGGCUGCUGAACCAGGUCCGCCAGCUGGAUCGCCUCUCCGUGCCCAGUACCGAGCUCAACACCUGGCUAGUGCAUCGUGACUCUGAGACUGUGGUGUCCCCCAGCAGCCAGUCCGGCCCCAGCAUCACCCUGGAAAAUGGGGCCGGCCUAGAGGACGUUAACAACCCUGACGCUACCCCGGCCAUGAGGGGAGGAAGUGGAGCUCCUGAAUCCACGUACAACCUGAACGCGGCGGACAGCAGCCUGGGAGCUGUGGCACCAGAGGGCAACCAGGAGCAGGGCGGCAGGGAUGGCAACGACGACCUCACAAAAGAGGACAUUGACUUGAUUGACAUCCUAUGGCGACAGGACAUCGACCUCGGUGCAGGAAGAGAAGUGUUCAACUACAGCAACCGGCAGAAGGAGAACGAGGAGGAGCAAAAGCCCAACCCACAUGAGAGCAAAGACGGGAAUGAGGAACAGGAGAGCUGGAGGAACGGAGUUAACCUGCAGGGUGCUCAGCCAGUGGACGGGGAGACGGGGGAGAGUAUUCCAGAGCAGCUCCCAGGCAUUGGCUCACAGACUUCUCUGUCUCUACAAGAAUGUUUGAGGCUGUUGGAGGCGACUUUUCCAUUUGGAGAAGAAUCAGAGUUUCCAGCCCCAGUUGUCAACAGAGAAAUAGUUUCCAAUGAAGCUCCUUCUACAUCUCAGGGCCUUCCUCUGGCACCACUGCUGCCCUCAGCAGAGCCACAGUUAGACCUGGAGCAGCAGUGGCAAGACAUCAUGGCCAUCAUGGAGCUACAAGCGAUGGAAGUAAACAACACUUCAGUUCCCACAAACUCCAGCAGUGUGAACGGCACGAGGGGGACAGUUGAGUCAAACACUGUUGGGAACUUUGAACUUUCGACUGGCUCCACACCAGUAAACCAGGAUGUCAGCCUUCACCAGGCCUCCCUCCCCAGCUGCAGCCAAGACUUCCCCCAGAUCUUCAAUCCCCAGUUGGACUCUAUCAGCAUCACCCCAAGAACCACCUUACCCAGACUUUCUUCCAGCAACUCCAGCAACAUAAACUCCACUUUUGGAACCACUAACCUGACUGGGAUCUUUCUCCCUCCUCACAUUAACAGUUCCAGUAACAACAUUACAUCCACACCCAUCCUGCCAGAUCCCUUCAGCACCCUGCUGGAGGAGUCCAUGCUCGAUGAGAUCAGCUUGCUGGACCUCGCCAUGGAGGAGGGCUUCAGCCAGGCCCAAGCUUCCCAGCUGGAGGACGAGCUCGACUCAGAUUCCGGUCUUUCCCUGGACUCGAGCCACAGCCCGGCGUCCCCGAGCAGCUCUGAGACGUCCUGCUCCUCUGCAGCAUCUUCUUCGUCAACGUCUGCCACCUUCUCAGAGGAGGGAGCCGUGGGGUACAGCACCGACUCGGAGGUCACCACUGUGGAGCCCGAGGAAGGGGCUGUCGGGGGUUAUCAGCCGGGUUACAGUAAACUCUGCCGUAUGAGUUAUCAGGACCCCUCUCAGUUCCACAGCCUCCCUCACCUCGACAGCAUCAGCCACAAUCACACCUACAACCUGCCGCUUUCCUCUGCGUUCGCCGAACAUCCAGAGCUCCCCAUUCCAACCGGGAAGAAGAACGUCCGCGACAAACACAACUCGAAACUCCAGACUCAUCAGGACCUGCUCGACAAGCACGCGAGUCGCGACGAACGCAGAGCCCGCGCCAUGAAAAUCCCCUUCUCCAACGAGAAGAUCAUCAACCUGCCCGUGGAAGAGUUCAACGAGCUGCUCGCCAAGCACCACCUGAGCGAACCCCAGCUCGCCCUCAUCCGCGACAUCCGCAGGCGCGGGAAGAACAAGAUGGCGGCCCAGAACUGCCGCAAGCGCAAACUCGACACCAUCAUAAACCUGGAGCAGGGCGUCCACGACCUGCGGCGCGACAAGGCCCGCCUGCUGAAGGAGAAGAUGGAGUUCAUCCGUUCCAUCCGGCAGAUGAAGCAGAAGGUGCAGAGUCUGUAUCAGGAGGUUUUCAGUCAGCUGAGGGACGAGGAGGGCCGGCCCUAUCCUCCCAGCGAGUACUCGCUCCAGUACAGCGCAGACGGCAGCGUGCUGAUCAUGCCUCGCUGCGUGACGACGGCGGAGCAGAACCGAAAGCCAGAGAAAAAACAAAAAGACAAAAAGAAGUGAGGGAGGGAAACUGCUGUGUAUUCUAUAACUUUUGCUAAGUCAAUAAGAACGAUUUCUGCAGAUGCAAGAGAGAUGUCCUUUUUUUCCUUUAAGAAGAUUCUGGUGAGUAGAAGAAAUGGCAUUGUUGACUACUCUUCCUGCAUAAGUUUCUCCCUUUUCAUUCUGUUCCUACGUUUAUUUCCUGGAAACAACUCUGAAGCUGAAGUAGCUCUUCGUUUGAGUACUGAUAUUUCAUUAUUUAGUCGGGGGGAAACAAUAAGCGAGAAGAAGAGGGAUAUAAAAAGGACAUAAAAUGAGCUAUUAGAAAAAUUUAGCUGCUCUCGAUCCUUUUGCACCAAACCACUGAGGAUGGAGGAGAUAUGUAGGGUGAAACGAGGGACUGGUGAGGAGAAAAAGCCGGAGUACGAACACUGUCAACACGGACGGUUGGAAUACCUAUGCACAGAAGGUUUUGAGGGACUAUCAGAUCACAUCCCAUCCUGAAGACUUUUGAGUGAUUUUCAUGGUCACUGAGCGUUUUAAGUUGCACAUCUUCAGGAUAGGAAUAUCAUUCAUGGGUGUGAGAGAUUAGGUACCAAAGGCUAAAGGAAGUCCAUCAUUUUAGGAGGCUAUUAACACCUAUACUAACCAAAGGUUGUAUGGUGCACAUCAUUUGAUCUGAAUACAUCUUAAAUGCUCAAUUACUGCACUCUUGUUCUGUAGAUUUGUAUCGCAGAUUCCUGUUUUUGAGUCAGUUGCAUCUGAGUUUGGAAGACCCCGAAAGAGAUCGGGGUUUGUUGUGAAUGGCCGGGGGAGGGGGGGGAUGUUGACACAAGAAAGAGUCAGAGGUUGAGAGUUCCCGGGCUGGCCGCUGCUUAAAGAGGCCUGGAGGUGAAGUCCUGCUAGAGGGGCGGAUGGAUGUUUUUAUGAAGGAGGCACACUGCAUUGCUAAACGUAUCAACUUCCUUAUAAAUUAUACAUAGCACUGUAAUUUGUCUUUAAAAGGCUUGGCUAUAUGCAUUUUGCUGUGUCUGUCGCUAUUCCUUCGCUGCAGGUUUAAAUAUCUGAAGCUGCGUUUAGGAAGGCUCUUAUUAUUAACUGUUCAUAAUCUGUAGUAUAAGCAAGGUUAGAGAUCAAUCCACAUCAGCUUUAUGUCACAGUCCACACCUUCUUUGUUUAUUUAAAUCAGCAGCAGAGCCUGUAAUCAGAAGUGUUGGGGGUGGAUGUGCAGGAGCUCUGUAUGAGCCGCAGCUCGAGGCUGUCACAUAUCAACGUUGUUAAGAUUAUUUAAGAGUUGUUCUGACACCAUUACCUUCAGGGUGAAUUCUUCAGAUACAGCUUACAUUGCACAGUAAGUUAUAAGUGAGUAAGCCCGUCAAUACAACAAUACCAUACACUGAUUAAUAAGCCCCCAACAUGGACUUUCCUCCUCUGCUUCAGAAAAAGUAGUCCGCACGGCAUGACAUAAAUUAUUGCUGCUUCUGUUUUAGAGCAGCAGAAAAACUAUUUGAAUAAAACAUGGAAUUAAAACUGGUCAUAUAAAGAAGUUUAAUGGUAAAAAUAUGGGGUUUUUUCAGGAUGCCGGAUGGUUUAUCGGUUAAGCCGUACUGCCCCAUGUGCAGAGGCUAGUAGUCCUGUUUGCAGCAACCAUGGGUUCAAGUCCGACCUCGGCCUUUUGCUGCAUGUCAACCCCGUUUCCUAUCUUUAGCUCUCCUAUCAAAUAAAUGCAAAAAAUGGCACCAAAAAAAAUGACUGAGAAGAGGUCAAAAAGCUCCAGCAGGGAUGACCCUGAUGAAGGCCACAAGCCGAAACGCAUCGGUCUAAUUUGUUAAUAAAGUUGAUCUUCUUACUACAAGUGUUGCUGGAGCUUUUUAACCUCUUCUAAGCCUUUCACUUGUUAUGCACCUUGGUAGUUAUAAUAAUAAUAAUAAUAACAAUAAUAAUAGAUUUUAUUUGUAAUGCACUUUAUAUUUUGGGAAAAAAUCUCAAAGUGCUGAAGUUGUGCCAGAAAAUCCUCUUCUUCACUUAAAAAAAUCGUAUAUAUAUUGUCUUCUCGUUAAAAUAUAUAUAUAUAUAUAUAUUGGGUUUCCAACCCUCUUAAAUUGUCAUAGGAUGUCAGGAGAAGCUCAGAACUGAGCUGCCACCAACUUUUUUUUUGGUCACCGUUCCUUUGGUGUACCCUAACCAUCGCCCACUGCGGUUUAAAUGAAAUUGAUAAAUACUCAUAUGUACUUUUUUCUGCUGCAUUUGUGUUUAAUCAGAAGCUUUAUUAUUGCCGGGUAUUUUUACACAUGCAAGGAAUUUGACUUGUAUGAAUAAAAAACGUUACACAAAAAGACAAAACGUUGCACGCCACCACGAGGCAGCCGUCUACGGUGUCAUCUUGGCGUAUUGGAGGUGUACUCGGUCGAAGUUUAGGUAUUUGAAAAGCAUCUGGAAGUAUAAUGGUUAUCAGAACAGCUCUUAUUAAUUGGUUUUCAUUUUCUUUUGAUGCCUCGUUUUUCGGUGUAACGUUUAAACAGAUUGUCUCGGUUGUCGCUGAAGUGAAGCGACAUUUAUUUAAUCGUUCCCAACAGAAAGCCACUGGAGGUAACUUUUUAACUGCUGUAAAAAAGCCAAGCUGUUGGCUUUAACAUUAUGAGUUUCUUUUCAUGUGUCGAUAACAAAGUGAGCCGAGUUCUUGAACGACAUAAAGAGGUCUUUGAAUGCGUGAAAUGUCGGGGUGUGUCGCGGCCACUUUGAUUUGAAUGCCUUUAUUUCACAAACUCAUCAUCUUCACUUUAAAUGUUUUGAGAACUGACGGGGAAAUGUUCUCAAAGUAGAAGUGCUAUUACUCGUCUUUUUGAAUGAAGUCUGUCGGUACAUGUUGCAUCGCCCUCUGUAAUAAAAAAAAGUUUAAAAAAAUAGACCACUUGUUGCAGCUGAGAUAGCGGUUAGGCUAUAAUAUCUACAAAAGGCUGAACUGAAGUCGCAACAUUAAGAUGAUGUCCAAAAACUUGUUUUGAAAGGAGAAACGUGUCCUCAUUAAACGUGUUAUUCAGGCAUGAAACUGGUUAACAUUCACGUCAGUGUAACCCAGUGCGACACCAACUAUUUAGUACUGCUACUACUUAGUGCACUUUUCUUUGUUGUCUGUCUUGUUCUGUAAAUAUUUUCAUGUUUGUGUUCGUCAUAAUUUAUGUAGUUUGUCAAAUGUCUCCAUAACGGUCUCACCCUCUGCUUUCAGUUUGGAUGUAGUUCCCUCUGUUUUGAGAUAUUUGCUGGCAAUCAAGAAUUGUUUUUAUUGAUUAAUAAAGUGUUUUUAUUUUCA
Molecule: messenger RNA, 6173 nt
Organism: Labrus mixtus (cuckoo wrasse)
Lineage: Eukaryota; Metazoa; Chordata; Actinopteri; Labriformes; Labridae
Gene: nfe2l1b
Product: nfe2 like bZIP transcription factor 1b
Exons: 6
Coding region: 479-2884 (801 amino acids)
Biological process (GO): regulation of transcription by RNA polymerase II
Cellular component (GO): nucleus
Molecular function (GO): DNA-binding transcription factor activity, RNA polymerase II-specific; RNA polymerase II cis-regulatory region sequence-specific DNA binding
Source: RefSeq, a predicted model, not a curated record